This is a messenger RNA of Henningerozyma blattae CBS 6284, 3765 nucleotides long. RefSeq lists its product as uncharacterized. The coding region runs from base 1 to 3765 and encodes 1254 amino acids. The transcript has a single exon. The record is from RefSeq and is a predicted model, not a curated record. NCBI's taxonomy places the organism in Eukaryota, Fungi, Ascomycota, Saccharomycetes, Saccharomycetales, Saccharomycetaceae.
AUGAUUAUAUUAUCGAUGAAAAUAUUCUCUCUAUUUCUUCUGUCCUUUGCAAGUUGCAUACAUGCGUCAUUAGUGCCUUUGUCACUGAGGACUGAUAAUACAAAUAAUAAUAUCCUUUCUCCUGCUACCACUUCCACGAUAACAUCCGGUAAUUCUUAUCAAAAAAUCAAUAAUUAUCACUAUAAAGAAGUGACAGUUACAAGUUACGAAACUGUGAAAUGCACAGAUCCAUCACAGUAUCUACCUCCAGGUGCCAUUUAUCAGACACGUGGUCCUGAUGGUACGUACACUAUUGUCACAUACAAAAGUAUUUGCUCCGUAGUUACUAGCCCUAUCACUGUUACAACCACAACCCACUACAAUGGCUGUGGCCCAAAUGUAUCUAAAACUUAUAACACUGUUACUGAUACCAUAUGCCACUCUGCUGACUGUACUAUUAUUGUCAAAUAUGAAGUAUGCGAAUCUACAAUGUCAAUUUCUAGUACGCCACCGCUAUCAACUGUCACCAUCACUAUGUAUGAAACUACUCGCUGUACAGAUCCAUUCAUGAGUCUACCUCCGGGAGCAAUUCAAUUCUCCAAGGGUGAUGACGGUGUAUUUACGGUAGUAACAUAUAAACCGGUAUGUUAUAUUAGUUCAACAACUACCACUUCUACUAUUUAUCAAACUUGCGGUCCCAGUAUGUCUGGAACGUUCAGUACUAGAACUUCCACGAAUUAUUAUGGUACAGAUCGUACUAUAAUAAUUAGAUAUAGCGUAUGCACCUCAACGACUUCAUCAUCCAGUGCUAUCAUUAUAACCACCCCUAAACCAUACACUAAGACCACUACCACUCAUUACAAUGGCUGUGGUCCAAGUGUUUCUAAAACCUAUAAUACUGUGACUGAUACGAUCUGCGAUGAUAAAAGAUGUACUGUUAUUGUCAAAUACGAAGUCUGUGAAUCGACUGCUGUCAGCAUACCUACAUCUUCGGACAUUGCUACCACGACAUACACCACUUCUGUACCAUCUGGUCCAAGCUCUGCUUCUAGUUCCUCAGCCUCUGUUCCAUCUGGUCCAAGCUCUGCUUCUAGUUCCUCAGCCUCUGUCCCAUCUGGUCCAAGCUCUGCUUCUAGUUCGUCAGUGUCUGCUCCUUCUUCGUCUGUAACUGUUCCAACCCAUCCUACAGCACCAUCUUCCUCCACCAGCUCUGUCAUUACAUCUCCUGGUUUGCCACACACUACUACCUACACUACUCACUACAACGGGUGUGGUCCAAGUGUUUCCAAGACAUUCAACACUGUCAUUGAAACUCACUGUUACCAAACAGACUGUACUGUUAUUGUCAAAUACGAAGUCUGUGAAUCGACUGCUGUCAGCACACCUACAUCUUCGGACAUUGCUACCACGACAUACACCACUUCUGUUCCAUCUGGUCCAAGCUCUGCUUCUAGUUCCUCAGCCUCUGUCCCAUCUAGUUCAAGCUCUACCUCAAUCUCUAGUUCUAGUUCAGUUCCAUCUACCAUCCCAUCUACUUCUGAUUCUAGUAUGAGUUCAUCUGCUUCCAGCUCUGGCUCUAGCUCUGCUUCCAGUUCUGCUUCCAGCUCUGCUUCCAGUUCUGGUUCUAGUUCAGUUCCAUCUACCAUCCCAUCUACUUCUGAUUCUAGUAUGAGUUCAUCUGCUUCCAGCUCUGGCUCUAGCUCUGCUUCCAGUUCUGCUUCCAGUUCUGCUUCCAGCUCUGCUUCCAGCUCUGGUUCUAGUUCAGUUCCAUCUACCAUCCCAUCUACUUCUGAUUCUAGUAUGAGUUCAUCUGCUUCCAGCUCUGGCUCUAGUUCAGUUCCAUAUACCAUCCCAUCUACUUCUGAUUCUAGUAUGAGUUCAUCUGCUUCCAGCUCUGGCUCUAGCUCUGCUUCCAGUUCUGCUUCCAGCUCUGCUUCCAGCUCUGGCUCUAGCUCUGCUUCCAGUUCUGCUUCCAGCUCUGCUUCCAGUUCUGGUUCUAGUUCAGUUCCAUCUACCAUCCCAUCUACUUCUGAUUCUAGUAUGAGUUCAUCUGCUUCCAGCUCUGGCUCUAGCUCUGCUUCCAGUUCUGCUUCCAGUUCUGCUUCCAGUUCUGCUUCCAGUUCUGGUUCUAGUUCAGUUCCAUCUACCAUCCCAUCUACUUCUGAUUCUAGUAUGAGUUCAUCUGCUUCCAGCUCUGGCUCUAGCUCUGCUUCCAGUUCUGCUUCCAGUUCUGCUUCCAGCUCUGCUUCCAGCUCUGGUUCUAGUUCAGUUCCAUCUACCAUCCCAUCUACUUCUGAUUCUAGUAUGAGUUCAUCUGCUUCCAGCUCUGGCUCUAGUUCAGUUCCAUAUACCAUCCCAUCUACUUCUGAUUCUAGUAUGAGUUCAUCUGCUUCCAGCUCUGGCUCUAGCUCUGCUUCCAGUUCUGCUUCCAGUUCUGCUUCCAGUUCUGCUUCCAGUUCUGGUUCUAGUUCAGUUCCAUCUACCAUCCCAUCUACUUCUGAUUCUAGUAUGAGUUCAUCUGCUUCCAGCUCUGGCUCUAGCUCUGCUUCCAGUUCUGCUUCCAGCUCUGCUUCCAGCUCUGGUUCUAGUUCAGUUCCAUCUACCAUCCCAUCUACUUCUGAUUCUAGUAUGAGUUCAUCUGCUUCCAGUUCUGCUUCCAGUUCUGCUUCCAGUUCUGCUUCCAGCUCUGCUUCCAGCUCUGGUUCUAGUUCAGUUCCAUCUACCAUCCCAUCUACUUCUGAUUCUAGUAUGAGUUCAUCUGCUUCCAGCUCUGGCUCUAGCUCUGCUUCCAGUUCUGCUUCCAGUUCUGCUUCCAGUUCUGCUUCCAGUUCUGGUUCUAGUUCAGUUCCAUCUACCAUCCCAUCUACUUCUGAUUCUAGUAUGAGUUCAUCUGCUUCCAGCUCUGGCUCUAGUUCUGGUUCUAGUUCAGUUCCAUCUACCAUCCCAUCUACUUCUGAUUCUAGUAUGAGUUCAUCUGCUUCCAGCUCUGGCUCUAGCUCUGCUUCCAGUUCUGCUUCCAGUUCUGCUUCCAGCUCUGGCUCUAGUUCAGUUCCAUCUACCAUCCCAUCUACUUCUGAUUCUAGUAUGAGUUCAUCUGCUUCUAGUUCGCUUUCUGGCUCUAGAUUUGCUCCAUAUACCACCUCAGUUUCUUCUCGUUCUAGUAGUUCAUCUGCUUCCAGGUUUGUCUCUAGUUCUGAUCUAUCUACCACCUCAGUUUCUUCUGGUUCUAGUGGUUUAUCGGGUUACAUGCGUGUGUCAAGUUUAGGUUUUAACAACUCCGUUUCUUCAGGAAGUAUUUUAACUGAUGUUAUUUUUUCAAUUCAGAAAACCAGCAAUAUUUUUGAAACGGAUUUUAUUAAUAAAGAAUAUGGUUCUGCUAAUAUUGAAUCAUCUAGUGUUACUAAUAUUUUGCCAUCAGUAGUUACAACUACUUUGGUUGAGACUUUAUCAGACAAUACUAAAACUUUUACGACACAAUAUAUAAGUGUUAAGACAACUAUUAUUGAUUCUGUCACCUCAUCUGACACUACUCGCAGGCAUACUAUCGAUGCUGGAUAUAAAGAAGAAUUAAACAGCGAGCAAUACAGCGAUAAACCUUUAUCCACUCCAAGCUUACAAUCCGCUAAUAGCCAAUAUAUUGAUGAGUAUGCAUCAAUAACACACUUAGCUACCAUGAACCCAAGUGGUAUGCUAACUGAAAAAUUGAAUACUACUCCUACUACCAGAAGACAUACCCUUGGUGAUCAAUAUAUUGAGCAACCAGACAAUGAUGACAAAAGAGCAUGA